UAGUUGUAUUUUAAAAAAUUAUAAAAUAUAAAUUUAAUUAAAGUCUCGAUCCUCUUGGAUAUAAUAAUCGGCAAAGACUCAGCUAGAACAGGAAACAUUUGGGCAGAAAGAAAAGGAAAGGAAAACUGAAGAACGCGAGAAGGGAUCAAGAAGUCAAAUGGAUCUCGCUUUUUUUUAGGGUUGGUGUUGUUUGAGCAACAACUCUUACUCUUUCUUACAGUCGUACUCUAAUUCUAAUAUAGUAGGAUAUAAAUUAGGUUAAGGUUUAGGGUGGGUGGGUGAGUGAGUGAGUCCGAAUGAAAUCCUUCUUUCAUUUCGUCUGAGUUCUUGAGCAACAGACCCAACAUUUGAUGUGCUCUAGACCGCAUGGACCAGUACGAGAAAGUUGAAAAGAUUGGUGAAGGGACUUAUGGCGUUGUUUAUAAGGCUCGUGAUCGCAUCACCAAUGAAACGAUUGCUUUGAAAAAGAUUCGCUUGGAGCAGGAAGAUGAGGGUGUACCUAGCACUGCUAUUAGAGAAAUUUCUCUCUUGAAGGAAAUGCAGCAUGGAAAUAUCGUUAGGUUGCAGGAUGUAGUGCACAGUGAGAAGCGUUUAUAUUUGGUUUUUGAAUAUUUGGACUUGGAUUUGAAGAAGCACAUGGAUUCAUGUCCAGAAUUCGGGAAAGAUCCACGAAUAAUAAAAACAUUCCUUUAUCAAAUUCUCCGUGGCAUUGCUUAUUGUCACUCUCAUAGGGUUCUUCACCGAGAUCUAAAACCACAAAAUCUGCUGAUAGAUCCUCGUACUAAUGCACUAAAGCUUGCUGAUUUUGGACUGGCCCGAGCAUUUGGUAUUCCUGUCAGAACAUUCACACAUGAGGUGGUUACCCUGUGGUACAGAGCACCAGAAAUACUUCUUGGGUCCCGCCAUUACUCUACUCCUGUUGAUGUGUGGUCAGUAGGCUGUAUAUUUGCUGAGAUGGUGAAUCAGCGGCCAUUAUUUCCUGGAGAUUCCGAGAUUGAUGAACUAUUCAAGAUCUUCAGAAUCUUGGGUACUCCAAAUGAGGAUACAUGGCCUGGGGUGACAUCAUUGCCUGAUUUUAAGUCUGCUUUCCCAAAGUGGCCUGCUAAGAAUUUGGCAACUGUUGUUCCUAAUCUUGAGUCAGCUGGCAUUGACCUCCUUUCUAAAAUGCUGUGCAUGGAUCCAAGCAAAAGAAUUACGGCUAGAAGUGCUCUUGAGCAUGAAUACUUGAAGGAUAUUGGUUACCUUGGAAUUAUGUACUCUUUCCAAUGUCUUGAGUCUGACUGAACUUAAUGUUUGUUUGGCUCAUAAGCGAGUGAAUGUCAUCUCAUCUCAUCACUUGGGUUAUUUAUUGCUCC
Messenger RNA from Gossypium raimondii (Peruvian cotton), 1355 nucleotides. Its product is annotated as cell division control protein 2 homolog A. Lineage: Eukaryota; Viridiplantae; Streptophyta; Magnoliopsida; Malvales; Malvaceae. Gene Ontology annotation, cellular component: nucleus; cyclin-dependent protein kinase holoenzyme complex; cytoplasm. Gene Ontology annotation, molecular function: ATP binding; cyclin binding; cyclin-dependent protein serine/threonine kinase activity. The coding region runs from base 367 to 1284 and encodes 305 amino acids. Gene Ontology annotation, biological process: signal transduction; regulation of gene expression; protein phosphorylation. The record is from RefSeq and is a predicted model, not a curated record. The transcript is spliced from 10 exons.